AUGAAUUUAAAAAUCAGGUUUCAGCUUUUGAUUUGAUUUUUAGAAAGAAAAUCUAGAAAAAUCCGAGUUUUAUCAGUUUCAAAGUUUAAACUGAAAUUUCACAAUUUCAAUUCAUUUUUUCACUUACCAAAAUUCAAAAAUUCGAAUCUUUUCCAGCCUCUUUUCAAAUCAUCCAAAAUAUCCUAUUGAUGAGCCAAGCAGUGUUGAGUUGAGUUCGAUUCGUUGUUUUCUGGACCAAUUUGAAUUCGCGCGAAAUUCUAGAAAGAUAUUGAAUGAAAAUCAGAAAAAAUGAAGUUUUAUGAGCUAAAAAUCAAACACAACGUUAACGUUCUAUAAUUCUGAUUCUGAACACAAAUGACACAAAUGAGAGUUUUCUUUUGGAGAGCGCAGACAAACAAAGGAAAGUGCGCUCUAUCGGACUGUUCGCACCAGUUUUUUUUUCAUUUUCAAAAUUCAUUUUUUUCUGUUUUUUUUCGAUUCGCUUCUCUUUUUCAGCUGAUUAUUGACGAAUUUUUUGAUAUAUUAGCCAAAACUUUUCAAUUGAAGAACAUUUUUCAGCAUGCUGCAUUGGUGCGGGACAUCGAUUUUGCUCUUUACACUCUAAAAAGGUCAGUUUUCUUGUUAUUUUGAAAAUUCCGCAUUUUUAUGUUUUUUUCAGAGUCGCUUAUCGUUUUAUCAGAGCCAUCGAAGAUACGAGUAUUAUGAGGAAUAACAUAUUGGACAACCUCGAAACCAAAAUUGAUUUGAUGAAAACAGGUGAGUAUAUUUAGCUUAUGCAUUUUAAACCCAAAGUUUAUUGUAAAAUUGCAGAACAACUGAUGCCAGAAGAAAAUUCCGUCGCUUAUCGUUUUGAUUGUUGA
Caenorhabditis angaria is the source of this 860-nucleotide messenger RNA. Lineage: Eukaryota; Metazoa; Nematoda; Chromadorea; Rhabditida; Rhabditidae. The record is from the annotation of a GenBank genome assembly.